UCCAUAGAAACAGAAGUGCACACUUAACAGAAUUGCACUGUCUGUUGGGGAUUGCGGGGAACGAGCCAAGACAUUAGUAUCUCAGUCAAAGACAUGAAACGUCUAUGCAUAUGUGAGAUCUGCAGCUGUGGGCGCCACCGCUGCCCCCACCAGCCCACAGCUCUGUAUGGAAAGGCCAGUGAGACAUGUGUCCUGACAGAGUACACAGAGAAGUUCCCUGCCUAUGGUGGACACAGCCCUCCCCAAAGCCUGAAACCCUUGGCUGUCAACCAGGGUGACAUGGGGAGGAUGGAAGGAACCACUACUUUCAAGACUGACUUCGUUCCCUAUAAGGUGACUCGACGGCCGGGGAGACAGCAGGCUGAGUACGAGCCAAGUCCUGGAGACAUAGAUCUGGGGACUACUUACAGUCUGGACUUCAGCCCUUAUGAGGUCCAGCCCUUUGCCCCCUCCAGACCCAGGGAGAGAGUACAAGCAACUGGGGCUAAACUGGAUACAGUCCCCACUUAUAAAGAGGAUUUCAGACAGUGGGGGGUCUGCAAACGGGAGCUGAAGAAACCGGAACUGACGUUCCACCCUCCAGACGGCAGGUUUGUCGGCCACACCACCUUCCAGGAUGACUUCCUCCCCCGAGGUCUUGUCCCCAGAGAGAGCUUCAAGCCCCCUGUUAUCCCUGCUGUGUCUGACAUCCCCUUCAAUGGUGUGACCAGUAACCAGCUGACCUAUGUGCCCCACCUUCUGGAGGCACGCUAUGUGAAGCCUCCAGAACCCUAUAAACCCAGUAGCCAACCCCUGCAAGACCUCACCACCAACCGGAGAGACUACCAGGGCCUGCCGGGACAGCUGGCCCAAAGUUGUAAGCCUGACCCUGUCAAGAUGGCAUCUGACGUUCCUUUUCAGAGCAGCACAGAGUUUAAGGAGCGUUUUCUGGAGUGGCCGGUGGCCCUGCCUCUGCUGCACAAGAGCCUGGACUACGUCAGUCCCACUGAGCACAUGGACAUGACCACCACGUCUGGUGCCGACUACAUCCCACACAACAUCCAGCCCUUUAUCUCCGCCAAGCCCUUCAAUCGCUCCACCAAGUCAACAGCUCCCUUCCAGGGCCGCAGCACCAUGAGAGAUGACUUCCAGCCCUGGGUGGCCAAGAGACAGGGCAUAGUCAAGAAGCCUGAGGAAAUGCAGAGAGCCAGCGGACGCAUGGAUGACCUCACAACCUUCAAGGCCCACUAUACGCCACACCAGCUGAAACCCACUGUGAGCUUCAAGCCGGCUAAUGCCCCCCUGAGGACACAAGCCCCAAUGGAGGGUGGUACCAUGUACAGCACAGAGUUCACCCCCAAGAGAAUCAGCAUUUGUCCAGCCAGCUACGAGUCCCCUCCUGGCUUCGCCUUUGAGAAAAGCGAUGACAGGGGACACAAGUUCUACAGGAAGUUGUCAUCUAACAACAGGAACAAGAUGGUUGUCAUGCCAAAAGUGGUGCCUGUGGUGUCAUAAAAUGGGAUUGUUUAUCAUAAAAAGAGCAUGUUAAAACUCUUGUUUGGUCUGUAUAAUUGAGUUUCUUCAUUUUGGUACUACCUGCAUAGUAAUUCAUAGUAACUAUCAAUGGCCCCCAGUAAAUGUUUUGCUGUCUGAAUCCUUAUUUAAAACAAGCAUUAUUAAUGUUCAUCAUCACCAUGUAUCACUAUGCCAAAUUGCACAGUUAGUGGAAAUUAUCACAUUCACCUUUUCGUUAAAAGUCGCAAAAAUAAUGUAGUACGUCCAUUGGGAUUAUUAUUUUUUUCAACACUGUAAACAUAAUAAUCUGGCAGAGUAAUUUAAUAAAAGUUUUUUAAGGAUCUUAAAAUGUAAAUCUGUGCACAAAUAAGGAUU
Esox lucius (northern pike) is the source of this 1869-nucleotide messenger RNA. RefSeq names its product stabilizer of axonemal microtubules 2 (gene saxo2). The record is from RefSeq and is a predicted model, not a curated record. Gene Ontology annotation, biological process: microtubule anchoring. The transcript has 8 exons. Lineage: Eukaryota; Metazoa; Chordata; Actinopteri; Esociformes; Esocidae. Bases 94 to 1494 code for a protein of 466 amino acids. Gene Ontology annotation, molecular function: microtubule binding. Gene Ontology annotation, cellular component: cytoskeleton; centriole; sperm flagellum.